AUGGCAUCAGGGGAUCUUUUCGCGGCGCCUAUCGGCACAACGCCGCCUCACCCUUCCAUCUCUGCCCGUAGUGAUCAUCCGGUUCCACGAAAGGGGAUCACGUCCAACACGCCUCUUCAGACAAACAAAUUUUAUUCCAACUUUUUCUUGGGGGACCAGACGGCGCCAACGUACACCUACCCCUACGGCAUAUCAUGGGGGGCAGGGCGAGGUGCCGCCGCGAGUUUCGGCAUGGCCAUCUCCCACAUUGAUGCCAAUCAGAGAGUUUUUGGUCCGAAUAAGCCCUCUGGAGCUGCGGCUUACUUUAUCAACCCAGUAGGUAUUCAGUCCAUGGUAAUCAGCGCUCAAGAGCUCGGCCCAGAGACCACUCUGGGGAUAGACAAUAUUACGGCCUUUUCAGCGAGGAUCCAUCUGCGACCCAAUGCCGGAACUGUUCCUGCAGUUUCUUUCCCUUUGGUCCAAGGAAUGCCAUUUAUCACCGCUCAAUAUGCUGGCACGACUCCUGUGAUUCGGACUGGAGUAUUCUUCCGAACGGUGACGCGAGCAUCUCAGGAUCCCAAGCCCGGCGUUGCGAAGUAUACUUUUCAACUUGAAGAUGGAAAGAUUUGGCGGCUCUACGCAUAUGCCACCACUGGUGAUCCGUUGAACCUACAGGUUGUCAGCAACGGCGUGGCUCAAUCGACAAGCCCCUUUUACGGAAUCAUACAGGUGUGCAAGGAUCCUGGGAAUGGCGAGGCGUUGUUUGACCAUGCUGCUGGAGUGUACCCUACGACGGUUGAGCUGGCUGGAUCCGUAAACGGUGGUACGGGUGUUUACAGCUUCAAGUUCGCCAAGGAAGGACAUCAAGACGGAAAAUUGGUCAUGUAUGCACUGCCGCAUCAUGUUUCCUCGUUUGACGCCACGACCCGGGCAGCAGUUCAGCAGGUCCAGUUGCAGACUCCUACCAAGGGCAUUGCAACUGUGGUCCUAGCUGAUCAAUGGACGAUGGUUGAGCCAAACCUUCCCAUUACCAUGAAUUUUGCCCCCUGGAGCCCUGAUCGAGGUCCACUCACGGCAAUCUCUGACAAUGCGCGAGCUAUAAUCCGUGAGAAAGCAGUCCAGGAGGUAUCCCAGGACAUGAUGGCGCAGUCAGACUUAGACUCCAUGUAUUUCAGUGGAAAGUUGCCUCUAACAUUCAUACAGGCAUUGGCCAAGUUUGCUAUCAUGAUUGUUGCCAUCAACGACAUUGUACGAGAUGCAGGCUUGGCUCAAUCAGCUCUCAACAGGCUGAAGGCAGCGUUUGCCAAAUUCGCCACCAACCAACAGAAGUUUCCUUUACUAUACGAAAGCGCAUGGGGUGGUGUUGUAUCUUCAGCAACCUACGUGACGGGCAACGAUGGCGCUGACUUCGGCAACACGAACUACAACGAUCAUCACUUUCAUUAUGGAUAUCAUAUUCUUGCUGCUGCGGCUAUCGCACAUCUGGACCCCGGCUGGAUGCAAGAGAAUAGAGACUAUGUUAACACGCUGGUCCGCGAUGUGGCCAAUCCGAGCACUCAAGAUCCGUACUUUCCUACGUGGCGCUCUUUCGACUGGUACCAUGGGCACAGCUGGGCUCAUGGAUUAUAUGCCUCGUAUGAUGGAAAGAAUCAAGAGUCAAGCUCCGAGGACAUGAUGCACGCCUACGCCAUCAAGAUGUGGGGUGAGGCGUCAGGGGACAGCGCUAUGGCUAUGCGAGGCAAUCUGCAACUGUCCAUCAUCUCCCGUGCCCUCCAGCAAUACUACCUCUACAAGAGCGACAAUGUCGUGCAGCCACCCCAGUUUAUCGGAAACAAGGUGGCCGGCAUUCUGUUCGAAAACAAAAUCGACCACACAACCUUCUUCGGCGCUAAUAUCGAGUAUAUCCAGGGCAUCCAUAUGAUCCCUCUCCUGGCGCCCUCGCCCUUUGUUCGCACUCCUGACUUUGUGCGGGAAGAGUGGGAAACGUACUUUAGCGGAGGCCGCGUGGAUGGCAUCGCGGGCGGCUGGAGAGGAAUCAUCUAUGGAAACCUGGCGACUAUCGACGGUAGGACCGCGUUCGACUUUUUCAACAGCCCCAAUUUCGACCCAGGCUGGAUUGAUGGAGGUGCAAGCUUGACGUGGUAUUUGACCUAUGCCGCUGCGAUGGGCGGCAUCUAA
Molecule: messenger RNA, 2157 nt
Organism: Colletotrichum truncatum
Lineage: Eukaryota; Fungi; Ascomycota; Sordariomycetes; Glomerellales; Glomerellaceae
Product: glycoside hydrolase family 81 protein
Cellular component (GO): cell surface
Molecular function (GO): glucan endo-1,3-beta-D-glucosidase activity; endo-1,3(4)-beta-glucanase activity
Source: RefSeq, a predicted model, not a curated record